Messenger RNA from Suricata suricatta (meerkat), 7068 nucleotides. RefSeq names its product alpha kinase 2 (gene ALPK2). The coding region runs from base 178 to 6645 and encodes 2155 amino acids. NCBI's taxonomy places the organism in Eukaryota, Metazoa, Chordata, Mammalia, Carnivora, Herpestidae. Gene Ontology annotation, molecular function: ATP binding; protein serine/threonine kinase activity. Gene Ontology annotation, biological process: protein phosphorylation. The transcript is spliced from 15 exons. The record is from RefSeq and is a predicted model, not a curated record.
UUUUCUGGGAACAUCGAACAGACCCUGAACCCUGUAACUCCUCUGACUCCCCAGUCCCAGGAGCAGGGACACCCAAUCAAUGCCUCCCACACAGGCUGGGGAGCCCACGGCCGAGCCAGCCCUCCUAUCACGUCUCUUGGACAAAAAGUAUUGAAAAAACACCCGGAGACGAAGGAAAUGCUGUGGGAGCAUCGGGAGCCGCAGGAAAGCCUCAGAGGAUUCACGUGGCAUGUAAGGAUGACAGACUCAGGAGGGCCCCAGAGGCGCACCCUUUGCUUUCUAUCUACGUUGCUUUCCCAGAAGGUUCCUGAGAAGUCAGACGCCGUGCUGCGCUGCAUAAUAUCUGGUCAACCAAAGCCAGAAGUAACUUGGUAUAAGAAUGGUCGAGCCAUAGACGACUGUGACAUUGUUUCCAGUUAUGAAUUCUUCCAGAAUCAGUACAUUCACGUGUUGCAUCUCUAUCACUGUACCCCAGGUGACGCUGCCGUUUAUCAAAUCUCUGCUAAAAACUGCUCUGGAAUGAUCUGCUGUUCUGCCUCCAUUGAAGUCAAGUGCUCAGCAGAGAACCCACAGUCCUCUCCUGGCCCAAAAGAUGGCGGGGACACAGGUUGGAAACAUGCACGAGAGUCAAGCAUGCAAGGCAAAACACACCAACCUGAUGAGAAUGCACAUCCUCGUGGGGGUGAAGAAAGUGACUCCUCAGGUUGUCCCGUCUCUGCUGACCUCCCCUCCUCCGGAUUCAGCUCACCCCAGUUGUUGGCCAAUAAUGACACUGAGGCAGCCAGUUCUGAAAAUCCCUUGGAUGUUAAAGGAGCAAGGCUCAUGGAAGAUCCCGACAGCACAGAGGAAGUUGCAGAUGGGUGGCUUUCUUCUACAUCAAGUAAUACUCCUGACAAAAAACCUGUGUGUUGCCACAGGACAGUGCAUUGCAAAGGGUCAAGGCCAAUCGAUGGUGCCUUAAACAGCAAAGGCCCUAAUGAGGACGUCUUAAACUCCGGCCAUCCGAACCCCAGAGUGCAGAAAUACAUUAGCUUCAGCCUGCCGCUGUCGGAGGGCGCCACAUCCGUUUGCCCAGGUGACAGGGCCACGACCAACCAGCAUGUCAGCCCACAGGUGUCCAGCGAAGACUCUGACAGUGACUAUGAACUUUGCCCAGAGAUAACCCUAACCUGCACCGAGGAGUUUUCAGAUGAUGACCUAGAGUAUCUGGAAUGUUCCGACGUUAUGACGGAUUACUCUAAUGCAGUUUGGCAAAGGAACCUGCAGGGGACUGGGCAGGUUUUUUUAUUAGAAAGGAAUGACGAAGAGAUGGAAUUCAGUUCGUGUUGCCUGGGUGGGUGUGAGCAUUUCCUCAGUGAAACGGGUUAUGGGCUUCGGAUGUCAGAUGACGCGGGGCCUAUGGAGGCCACCACUGGCUUCUGUGGUGAUCACUCACAACCCCAAGAAGUAGGGGUGAGGAGCAGCCAAGCCUCCACCCACAGUCCCUCAUCCCUGCAAACGGGGAUGAUUCUGACUUUGGGGCCUCGUCGGGAUGUCACGGCUGCAGUGACAGACCAGGCGAGAGAUAAACUACCCAGUGCUUCGGAGGCUGCUGAAAAUGAUUAUCCAGGAAUUCAAAGAGAAACCAGAGACAGCCACCAGGCAGGAGAGGAAUUCACCAGUGACAAUCUGCUAAACAUGGAUAAAGCAGCGACAGAGACCGCGAUGAAGCACUUGUCUGGUGCGUUGAGAGAGUCAGGGGUGGACCAGUGGCUGGAGACUGCGGCCGAGAAGAAAGCAGGGGACGGGGCUUCACUGAGCAACAGGGGCCGCGAGACACCUGUCCGGGUGAGGUGGCCAGGAACUAAAGGAAACCCCAAGAAGCCGAGCCCCACCUUGGAAGAAAGCACAACAGAACGCGCCCUUAGUCUCCUCUGUCCCAAAGAGCCCGCUAAGCACCCAUUAACCCAGAGUGAUAAAAGAGAUGGUCUUCAUGCCAAAGCAGGAGCUGUUGAUUGGAAUUUCCAGUUCUGGGCAGGAGAAUGUGCUCUUCCACCCCAAGCGGAGCGAGAGGCAAAACCCCUGCAGAUUCCCCGGGGCUCAGCCCCCCAAGGAGGGAGCUCGAACCUUGAGGAAGAAGGCGUGUUGGCCAAUCACCUAUUUGAAAUAAGCAGGGUUCCUGACUGCAGUACUCAUCCUCAGGAAAGAAACGGAAUCUUCAGUGCUGACACAGUGAGCCAUCUAUAUGAAGGACAGAAAUCCAGUGGAUCCCAGAUGAACUCCAGAGGAAUCUCGGAGGUGCAUAUUCAGGAACUGGUCAGGGGGAGAGACUCUCUCGGCCAGAUGCCAGCUUCCCCAGAGCCUGCUGGGAAGCCAUCUGCGCUUGCUGGGACCACAACAAAUUCCUUCCCCAACUCAGGAGGGAUCGACGAAGAAUACGCAUCACUGGGCCAAUUCCUGGAGCUGGAAAGCUAUACUCGAUGCCCCCAGCAUGGAGAAAACCAAGAUGGAAAAGACCACGCACUUGGAAGUUCCUGGGAAGACCUUGGACAUGACCUGAGCGUCCCAGAUGCCAAUAAUGAAAAUAGGUCUCUUGGGGAGCUGUCAGUGCUUCUCCCCCAGGAGGGCAGCCCUUACCCCGGGGAGCCCAAGCCUCUCUCUGUUGCUUCCCCUGAACCCACAGAUACCAUUCCCACCCCGGAAACUACACAUGGUGGGCCAAGGGGCAGAGAGGCAGCGUGCGUGUUGGAGCAUCUGGAAGCGUGUGGCCAAGGAACAUGGGACACCGUGGGUUCCCCUGCUGCAGAGUCCGGUGAUAAAUAUUGGCCUCACGAUAUUUGCUCCAUGGACUUAGAGUUGGCAAAAAGUCAAGGUGAAGUAUCUGAUUUACAUUCUCCCUAUGACAUUCUUUUUCAAACGCAAGGUUCUGAGCCUCCGCAGCCGCCAUGCGAGAGCGCCAAGGAGCGAAACUCCGCCACACCCUGUCUUUUUACUAGUACUUUCACCUGGAACAUUUCACAAAAAGCCAGUGAAGGUGGCACAGAGGAAAAAUUAGCGGCAGUGGAGAAUUUCGCCCCCACAUUGGUCUCCAUGGGACAGGCUGGCCAGGAGAGGCCGAGCCCUGGCAACUCAGGAGGGCCUGAGGGAAGACAGCCUCUGGGUUCUGAGAACAGCUCUUUUGUGCAGUUUCCAGAAGGAGGUAAGGAGAGCCCCAGUAACAGUGCCCCAGGCACUGUAGACACACCGGCCAGGGAUGGUUCAGUUGUGAUGUUUCCUCAGGAGAAGCCAAUGACUGUAACCGCUACUCUGGAGGGUCUUCAGGUGACCAGGGAGAGUGGGGACAUGUCACCUGGAACCGUGGCCACCAAAGUCCACCCAGCCAAAUACCUCCCUGUCUCAACUGCUGAGAACAGUCAUGCAGACGGUCCCAAGGAGAGCUCGCCUCAGGCACCAGAUGAACAUACUUUCCAGCUUACUUCCCAUGCUCUGUUGGGUCAUAUUUUAAAUGAUUCCCCAACCGAAUCUCUACAGGAGCCCUUUGGCAUGGCUCCCAGUGGACCAGGAUUCCACAGCCACGUUCCCUGGUUCCCAGAGGAACUCUGUAGUAGCUGCCCUCUCCAGACUGAUAACCAGUCUGGAGAUAAAGGUCUGACUGUGGACAGGACAGACAAUAGGAGCCUUGAAGAGCAUUUCCAAGAAAAAGAAAGUGAAACAACUCAGAGGAUCCAGGAGGAGAGCUUAUCCCAACAGAGUCUUGCUUCCAAAGAUGAUUUCCCAGAAAGUUGGUCCAUGACAUCUUUUGCCCAAGGGGAAAUAAACCCAGUGCCCUGGGACCACUUAUCAGCCAACUCCAGGGAGGAGAGAGGGCAGAGCUCAGGCCUGGGGACUAGUGUGUGCAAGGGGGCUGAAGUCACCAGGGAAGAUGGUGGUCAGGCUCUGAGCCACACUCUGCCUCUCUCUGAUAUCUUCCUGGAAGGGUCUAGAGAGAGCGGGCCAGGACUUUGGAAAGCAGGCAGCAAGCUGAAGAUCAUAACUCUGGAUGCUCCUGUUUCGGAAGUCUGGCUACCAAGACAUCACACAGGUUCUGAGUGCCAGGAGGUGGAAGCCCGUCCCAUAAUUCCUGACAGGGCCUGGGCUCUCCCGGACAUUCUCGAGGCUCCCAGUCCUCAGGCUGAGUCUGACCCAGCCCUUGCUAAUAACAGAGAAACUCACAUACGUGAAAAACCCACCAGCCAUGCAUAUUGGAGUAGCCUUUCUUCCCAGUAUUUGAACCAACGCAGAUUUCUGGAGUCGUCUGUGGAUCCUGUAGAUGAAAAAGAAUCACACGUCGCAGAUCUGUUACCAGAGGUUUCCAAAACCAAAGAGAAGGAAAAUGUGAGUAUUGUGAGUCAGCACCGAGAGGAGAACCCAAUCGAGGUGGGUCACACUGCCUUCUUUAAACAGUUUCUGACUGGCCCUAACGUUGUAGAGUCGUCUGUAGACCCCACCGAUGAAACAGGUGGGGUGAUGCACACCGGGGCUGACACACCAGGGCUUUCCAAAUCCACACCGGCUGCCAUCACAGAGGAGAGUCAAGCGAACGAUGGGAACAUGGGCCAGAGACUGGAAGUCCAGCCUGCCAUCUUGCAAGUCCCACAUCCUGACAAAGGUAGGGAGACCAUUCCAAGCGGAUGUGGAGUAAGUCAAGUACAAGAAGGCAACGGGAGAAGCUUAGGGGAGGCUGAACAAAGUAAAGACAGCCACGCAGAACCUGUUUUCUCCACUCCGCCUCUUUCUAACUGUCUUGCCGUAAUGACUCAUGCAUCUGUUGGCGUCGAUAGUCACAACUCUGCAGGUCAAGUUCAUGACGUCCCUGAGAAUGAUUUAGUUGAGCCCCAAAACCACCAAUACACAUUUUCUGACUCAAAGGAAAGGGGAGCUAUUGAGAGUGAGUGUGGGAAACCUUCACCCUCUUCUAGUGGUCUCUCUCCAUUAACCUUUGCUUCAUCUCCCGAAGGAAACAUUUCAAACCUUUCAGUAAGCCACACCAUCCAGGAACCUCAAAGAGAGGAGCCCCGCACGGGGGAAACCAAGCCUGUGAGUGCAUCUGGGUCCCCGGCAGUGACCUUGGCGUCCGUUUCAGGUGAAUGUGCCUCAGAGAAAACUCCGGAGACACUAGAGUGGGCGCCCGGCCUGGGCUGUGGGCAAAGAACCAGGGACCAGAAGCUCGGUCACACGGCAGCCCAGACCCUCAAUUUCCCAAAGGCCCCCCCUGCAAUGAAUGUGUCAGAGGAGGUCACGGAGCAAGAAACCUCAGGGAGCGGACACUUAGCUGAGGGGGUAAAGAAGAAAAUUCUGUCCAGGGUGGCCGCCCUGAGGCUGAGUUUGGAAGAGAAGGAAAACGUCCUAAAGGGUUCAGGCUUUCUUAAAAAGAUUCCUAAACUCGAAACACCUGCAUCACGCACGGAGGAGAAAAGGGACACCAAAAAGCCACCUUGCAAAAGAGAAGGGAAAGCUCCAGUGUUACUAAAAAAGAUCCAAGCUGAGAUGUUCCCUGAUCAAUCCGGGAGUGUAAAGUUAAGCUGCCAAUUUGCAGAAAUUCAUGAAGAUUCUACAGUCUGGUGGACGAAGGAUUCCAAGUCAAUAGCCCAAGUGCAGAGAAGUGCCGGCGACAACUCUGCUGUGUCCUUGGCCAUCGCCCAAGCCGGUCAGAAGGACCAGGGCAUCUAUUGUUGCUCCAUCAAGAAUGGUUACGGCAAAGCGACCACUGAGUUUAGCCUCACCGCUGAUGUUCUGAAACAACUCGCCAGCCACCAGGAUAUUAAAGGAUGUGAAGAGAUUGAAUUCAGCCAGCUCAUCUUCAGAGAAGACUUCCUCAGUGACAGCUACUUUGGGGACCACCUGCGAGGUCAGAUCGCCACGGAGGAGCUGCACUUUGGAGAAGGCGUCCACCGGAAAGCCUUCCGCAGCAAAGUGAUGCAGGGCCUCAUGCCUGUCUUCCAGCCCGGCCAUGCCUGCGUGCUCAAGGUGCACAACGCUGUCGCCUACGGGACCAGAAAGAACGAUGAACUCAUCCAGAGGAACUACAAACUCGCUGCCCAGGAAUGCUAUGUCCAAAAUACUGCCAGGCACUAUGCCAAGAUCUAUGCUGCUGAAGCUCAGCCUCUGGAAGGCUUUGGAGAAGUGCCAGAGAUAAUCCCUAUUUUUCUUAUCCACCGGCCGGAGAACAACAUCCCUUACGCCACCGUGGAGGAGGAGCUGAUUGGAGAAUUUGUGAAGUACUCCAUCAGAGACGGGAAGGAAAUAAACUUCCGGAGAAGAGAAUCGGAGGCUGGUCAGAAGUGUUGCACCUUCCAGCACUGGGUGUACCAGAGGACCAGCGGCUGCCUCCUGGUCACGGACAUGCAGGGUGUGGGAAUGAAGUUAACUGACGUUGGCAUAGCAACACUGGCUAAAGGGUACAAAGGAUUUAAAGGCAACUGCUCCAUGACCUUCAUCGAUCAGUUUAAAGCACUGCACCAGUGUAACAAGUAUUGUAAGAUGCUGGGGCUCAAGUCACUUCAGAACAACAGCCAGAAACAAAAGAAGCCAACUGCCAGUAAAAACAGAACUCAGCCAAACUCCACAGCCGUAAGGAAGAUGGCGCCCGGGAGCCCAGCGGCAAAGCAAACCUCGCGUCCCCUGUGAGCCAGCGGCCAGCGGCGCGUCGUCUUGUGGACACACAGAGUCUGAAAACACUUGAGAGAGAACACGUAGCCUACAGAAUAGUGGUGACAGUCCUAUUUCCAGCUGCUCGUGCCCCACGCUGCUCCCAAACUCUCACCUGCUGUCUUCCCCGAGAUGGUUUCGGAGCAGGAUUUGUGACCAGAUGUCCGGAGAGAUGGAGUCAGCUGUCACUCCCAAAGACAGUCCAUCUGUGUCUCCACUGUUAGCGUUUUCACCAAGUUCACGUUAUUUGUCUACUUGUGUGUUUGCACGUGGUCGUGUUGUCAGGGGCUUGGUGCUGAGCAGGGUCUGUCCGAAGUCCCCACCCUCCCCAGCCCCAUUCCUGACCUUGAGAUUUCUAGAUGCCUCCAGCUGCUGUAUAAACAGAAAACGUGAAUUCCUUCA